UUGUUUGCCCACCUAACUCUCUCCAUAAAUCUUUCAUCAUCAAUCUAAAAUCCAACAAAGAUUUUUCCUCUCCAAAUCUAAAUAGAAUCUUUGUCAACCUUAUGCAUGGAAGGCGAAAAUUUCCCUUAUCUUUUCGAGCCUUCUUUUCCUUUGGCCUCGUUGAAUUCGCCAUCCCUUUUAGACCAACCCAUGAACAACUUGCAGUAUGCCUCAGAUUUUGAUUUGUCCAACAUGCUGUCUAGUUCCAUGGUUAAUGGGGGCCAAAACCCGGUUUUUCCAAGUUUAUCGACUACGUCCAGGAACACAAAUGAAGGGGAGAAUGUAAACAAAAAUAAAGCGAAAUCUGGAAGAAAGAAGAAACAUAUUCCUCCAAGAGUUGCUUUUCAUACCAGAAGUUCAGAGGACAUUCUUGAUGAUGGAUAUAAAUGGCGAAAAUACGGGCAGAAAGCUGUGAAGAAUAGUUCUCAUCCCAGGAGCUACUAUCGUUGCACGCACCAUACGUGCAAUGUCAAGAAACAGAUUCAGAGACUGGCGAAAGAUACUGGCAUUGUUGUGACAACAUAUGAAGGCAUUCACAAUCAUCCUUGCGAGAAACUAAUGGAGACCUUGAUUCCACUGGUGAAGCAACUUCAAUUUCUCUCAAAAUUUUCGAACCUGCCAAGUUGUUAAGUUGAAGCACAAAUUGAUCUUUACAUGCAAAACUAUAGAAGAUCUCGUUUAAGAUAGAAUAAAAAUUCUAUCGAAAUUAGUAGCAUGAUUUUACAUGAACUUGAAUCUAACAAAUAUGUCAAUGCUGUAUAGAAGUGUAAAGUAAAAGGUCAGGGAUGUUAUGUUUGUAUUAUAUGAACAAGAAAUAUUAAGGGUCCAUUUGGUUUGUUUUUUAAUUUUCUA
Olea europaea var. sylvestris is the source of this 891-nucleotide messenger RNA. RefSeq names its product probable WRKY transcription factor 43. The record is from RefSeq and is a predicted model, not a curated record. The transcript is spliced from 2 exons. Gene Ontology annotation, biological process: regulation of DNA-templated transcription. Lineage: Eukaryota; Viridiplantae; Streptophyta; Magnoliopsida; Lamiales; Oleaceae. Bases 106 to 669 code for a protein of 187 amino acids. Gene Ontology annotation, molecular function: DNA-binding transcription factor activity; sequence-specific DNA binding.